Rotaria sp. Silwood2 is the source of this 906-nucleotide messenger RNA. The record is from the annotation of a GenBank genome assembly. NCBI's taxonomy places the organism in Eukaryota, Metazoa, Rotifera, Eurotatoria, Philodinida, Philodinidae.
AUGUUCAAUAUAAACAAUGAUUGUCAACAACAACAAUUAAUUAAAUUGGAUGAAAAAUAUAUUCAACAAGUGUGCUUGUCGUCACAAACAUUCUCAUCAAUUAGUGGUAAUGAUAAUCGUUUUUCUACAACAAUAAUAACAACAAAUUCAUCAUCAUCUUCUCAUGAGGAUACUCAAUUAUCAACAACACAUACAAUUAAACCAAAACGUCAUCGAACUCGUUUUACACCAGCACAAUUGAAUGAACUUGAAAGAUCAUUUACUAAAACUCAUUAUCCAGAUAAUUUUAUGCGCGAAGAAUUAGCUGUUCGAAUUAGUUUAACAGAAUCUCGUGUUCAGAUUUGGUUUCAAAGCCGUCGUGCCAAAUGGAAAAAGCGUAGGAAAAAUAUUAACAUCUUUCGACAACAUUGUCAAUCACAAGAUCCUCAAUCAUUAAGUACAUAUGGAUGUUUAAUAAAUACGUCAAUAGAUGGACAACCUUUAUUGACAUCAUUACCACAAACAGAUCAUUACCAUCAUCAUCAUUUUAAAUGGCCAAUAGAUAAUAAUAAAAAUUCGAAUCAAUUCUCUUUUUCGUCGAUGGAUCAAACAUGCUCACCCCAUUUUUAUUCAUCAAAUGCAAUGACUGCUUGUAUCUGUGUACCUCCACCACCUCAUUCACUCUUUUCUACGUCAUUACCGUCAAUAAUUAAUGUCGAUCCGAUUAAUUUGUGUUCAUCAUCAUCAUAUAACUUACCAUUUCCUCCGGCAUCUACGACAAUUUCUACACAUUUAAUAGCAAAUGGUGAUGAAGCUAUUUGGCGUGGUUCGAGUAUUGCCACUCUAAGACGUAAAGCUGUUGAAUAUCAAGUGGGACACAGUAGUAAUUAUAGACAAUCGAUUUCAACUGAAUUUUUAAACAAUUGA